Messenger RNA from Hyphopichia burtonii NRRL Y-1933, 1851 nucleotides. RefSeq lists its product as uncharacterized. Bases 1 to 1851 code for a protein of 616 amino acids. The record is from RefSeq and is a predicted model, not a curated record. Lineage: Eukaryota; Fungi; Ascomycota; Pichiomycetes; Serinales; Debaryomycetaceae. The transcript is spliced from 3 exons.
AUGUCUCUGACUAUGGUUACUGAUACUGCUAAUAGAAUUGAGCCUACGGAAGUGGUGAAGGGUAUUGGAUACGGACUAUGGUACUCCAAACACCACUUGAUUCACUCUUAUUUGGUAGUCCCGUUUGGCUUAAUUAUCCUUUUCACAAUAUUGUAUGGACUCAAUGUACUAUUGGCAGACAUUUUCAAAAUCAAGUUUCCUGCUUCAGUCUUGGGAAUGUUGAUAAACUUGGUGGUCUUAUGUAUAUUGAAUAUACUUAGUACCAUGUCACCAAAUCAUUCUGAACAGAAUUUCAAGAGCCGAGUCAGUAAAUGGUCAUCGUUUUUAUUGACUAAUUAUUUGAUGAUUACCAAACCUUCAAUGAAUUUCACUUUGAAAUGGAUUAACGUAUUCUUUAUUCCUUCUUUUAUCAUAUUACCUUUGAGUGAUUCAAUCACUUUCAUCGAGUGUUUGAAAAUAGCUGGGGUGUUCGUUGUGGGAGGUCUCAUUUUGCUAUGUAUCGAUGUUUAUAUGAUUCUUGGGUUGAAAUGGGUCUUGAACUACUUCAACGUUUAUAAAGAUGAACUGUUUAAGAAAAAUGAUGAUACCAACUCUCGAGAUGAACAAGAAGAAAUGGAAUUAAGAAGUAUGAAUAGCCCAACUCCAACAAAUCCCGAUAUGGACCAAAUCGGUACAAAGCAAAACGUCUUCACUUCCAUGAGAGACGAUAUAACCACAAUUGAUAUCCAGAGUUUAAGGUCAACUAAAACAGAGCCAGUUCAAAAUAAUUCAAGAAUAAGAAGCUUAUCGAUCUCAGAUAAUCCUUUCAACACAAACCAAUCCCCCAUUUCGUCUUCUUCUUCAGUUUCUUCAAAUUCAAAGAACGAACCAUCUCCGUUUGAAAAUUUGUCCGAUAAUACUAAAAAAAUCACCGUCUUCAUUACAAAAUACAUCGACUGGAUUCUUUUCAUCACUUUAUUCAUAGUUUCAUUGCCAUUAUACUAUAUCAAAUCCAUUCACACGUUUUUACCCUAUCAUCUAAGUAUCACCAUAAUCUCUUAUUAUUUAGCAUUACUUAUCCCAAUCAAAUGGCCCAAAUCAAGAAAGUUUGCCCAUCCAAUUUUGGUCCUGACUGCCGAAAUCCUAUUUGUUUGUUUUAUCGGCUCUCUUAUUUAUCAUAGUGGUAAACCAAAAGGUUUUCUCGACGAUCUUAAGUACUACAAAACCGGUAAAACCUAUAUCAACUUAUUCAGCGGUAAAGCAUUACUUGAUAACUCACAAGAAGUGAAUCACAACGUGGUCGACCAUACCGCUACUCCCCAAUGGCCAGGUUGUGGAGAUUUCCUUAGCUCCUUAAUGGAUAUCUCUAUUGUAUCCUUGUCAUUACCAAUGUUUACCCAUAGAAAAGACUUUACAAACAACUUUUGGGUGUUAAUGCCUCCAAUUCUUGUCUCAAUAGCUUUGACCUUUUUCUGUUAUCCAAUCUUUUGCUACACCAUAGGUAUUGAAUCCUUGAGAUCAAUCGGAUUCAUCGGUCGUCUGGUCACCCUAGCCUUGGGAACUCCCUUAAUCAACGCUUUAGGUGGCUCGGUCUCGUUAAUGGCAGUUUGUACCAUUUUAAGUGGUAUCUGCGGUGUUCUUAUCGGCGAUUCCAUCUUCAAUUUCUUAAGGGUCCCAACCAACGACUACGUCACUCGCGGAGUCACCCUUGGGAUCAACUGCGGUGCUAUUGCAACUGCUCAUCUUCUCAACAUUGAUCCUCGUGCUGCCUCCAUGAGUUCCUUAAGUUUCAGUAUCUUUGGUACGGUCAUGGUUAUAAUGGCCAGUAUCGGAGCCAUUCGCCUGCUCAUCCAAAGCUGGGUCGGUAUGUAA